Cladophialophora immunda is the source of this 2948-nucleotide messenger RNA. RefSeq lists its product as uncharacterized. NCBI's taxonomy places the organism in Eukaryota, Fungi, Ascomycota, Eurotiomycetes, Chaetothyriales, Herpotrichiellaceae. The transcript has 4 exons. Bases 190 to 2367 code for a protein of 725 amino acids. The record is from RefSeq and is a predicted model, not a curated record. Gene Ontology annotation, biological process: SRP-dependent cotranslational protein targeting to membrane; post-translational protein targeting to endoplasmic reticulum membrane. Gene Ontology annotation, cellular component: Sec62/Sec63 complex. Gene Ontology annotation, molecular function: transmembrane protein transporter activity; RNA binding.
GCACGAGCCACUCCAACUCAGCGACAACUUUUCCUCUUCCCUAUUCCCUCGUCGCUCGCUGCCUUUGAGUGCCUUCUUUCUUCGAGGACCGUGCCUGAUCAACCUUCCUGUGCUUAGGGGAACAUCACCAAACUUUAAGCAGUCGAACAGCGCAGCCCGAAGCGGGUUGCGCAUUCAGAUCAGGUCACCAUGUCCUCCGAAUACAAUUACGAUGACCAGGGUCAAUUUUUCCCUUUCUUUAUGCUGACCAUGGCCGGCUUGGUCACAGUACCUCUCACGUAUAACGUCCUGAAACCAUCCACAGAUCUCGAGCAGACCGCAUCCCGAGUAAAAUCAGAUUUCAAACCCCAAAAUGUGGAUCUCAUCGAAGCGCAGAGGAGAAGACGGAAGAGGCAGAAUCGCAAGACAAAACGAAUCAUAGCGGUGGUCUUGGGAUAUACGUUCAUGGCUUACAUGAUCUACCUGAUCAUUGUCACUCAGAGAACGGUACCGAAGAUGUGGGAUCCGUACGAUAUCUUGGGCGUGUCAAGGAGCGCGUCGGAGCGGGAGAUUGACAAAUUUUACAAGAGGCUAUCGCUCAAGUUUCACCCUGACAAGGCCAAACCCGAUUCCUCCAAAAAUGAGACCAUGGACGAUGUGAACAAUCGAUGGGUAGAAAUGACAAAGGCAUAUAAGGCAUUGACGGAUGAAGAAAUCAGAAACAACUAUCUCCAGUAUGGCAACCCCGAUGGGAAGCAGUCCACGAGUAUAGGAAUUGCGUUACCGAAGUGGAUGGUUGAGGAGGGCAACCGCUGGUUUGUGGUCGCCUUCUACGGCAUCCUUCUUGGAAUCAUCCUCCCGUACACGUUGGGGAAGUGGUGGUACGGAACACAGGCCCUCACAAAGGACAAAGUCCUCCAUGCCAGCGCUGGGAAUUUGUUCCGAGAGUGGAAAGAAGACAUAUCGGAGGGCGAUGUGGUGGCAGCCACCAGCGUCGGCGAAGAAUUCAAGGAAACGCUGAAAGGCCCGAGAAGUGAUGCGGGAGCUGCAAAGGUGGAAAGCAAGGUCCUCGACAGCUCUGCUCUCACCGAAGCAGAUAAAGAACGAUUGAAGGCCAUCGAAGACCCCGUGCGGCGGAAAACGUUAGCCCUGCUCUGGGCAUACCUGGCUCGGAUCGCCCUGGAAGACCAAGAACUUGAAAAGGAGAAAUUCGACGUUGCGCCAACCGCUCUCUUGUUGAACAAUUCCUUCGCUUCAAUGACUCUUCCAUUUGGCGUGGUGAAGCCCCUCCUUGCCUCCUACCACACUUCUCAGAACAUCAUCCAAGCCGUUCCACCAUCUGCAUCGGCAAUCCUUCAACUCCCCAACUUCACUCCCGCAAUCGCCGAAAAGAUCAUCAAAUCGUCAAAGUCACCAAUGACGUUCCAAAAGUUCAUGUCCCUCCCCCCUACGGCACGAAGACAAUUGUGCUCUGAUCUCACGGACCAACAAUACAACCAAGCCAUGGCGGUUGCCGCUCAAAUCCCCCACCUUGUCAUCGCCAAGGCGUUCUUCAAAGUCGUUGGCGAGCGUGUUGUCACGCCUGGCUCCUUGGUACAACUGGUGAUCAAAGCCCGCGUCAUUCCUCCCGGUACACCAGAAAAGGAAAUCCCGCCAAUCAACCCACUGGAUCUCGAGGAUAUUGAUCCGGACGAGGGAGAUCUGGAUGCCUUGCACGGUCGAAAGCCGGCGAAGUCGAGGAGAAGGAAACUUCCAGACGGCUCCUAUGUUGAAGACGACGCGAAAGAAGGGAGUGUACAACCGCCUUUGGCACAUGCGCCCUAUUUUGCAGCGGAUCACGCCCCCAGAUGGCAUGUCUUCCUCGCAGAAGCCCGUACCGGCCGCAUCUCUGUGCCACCAUUCACAUUUACCAGUUUCGACCGACCCAUCUUCCACCCCGACACCGGGAAACCCACUUUUAAUGUCGUCACACUGAAAUGUUCCUUCCAGGCGCCACCGCAGGUCCACGCCUUCCCGUUCAUCAUGCACCUAGUGUGUGAUAGUUAUAUAGGUUUGGACGACAAGGUAGAGGUCGUGCUGGACGUCAGAGACCCCAAGGAGGCCGAGGUGGUGGAGAGUGACGACGACAUUAGCGAACCCGAGGAAGAUUCCCUCGCGGGCCAACUCCAGGCCAUGAAAUCCGGCGGCCUGACCGGCUCUCCCGUGACGUCGAAGAAGAAAAAGAAGAGGGCCUUGCCCGCCGACCCGAAGGCGGUCCCUGUGGCCCAGACCCAGGGCAGUACCGUUCCGGAAGCAAGCGAUGACGACGAGGACGACAGCGACACCGAGGGCGAGGAUGACAGUGACACCUCCGACACCGACACCGAGACAGAAGACGAGGAUUCAUGAAAAGAGCACAAAAUGGAAGGGGUCCUUCCGUGAAGGUUCUAUAUUGCGUUGCAUUGCACUGCCUUGCAUUGAUUAAAACUUGUCCUACCUCCUUCGGAUUUUUGAGGGGUCCAGGUACUCGGGGCGACUUGCUGCUUGCCUGUUCGCUUGCUUGCUUAUCUUGUCAUUUCCGUGUUGAAAAGAGGCUCGAGGCAUGAAGGGCGCAUGGCGUAUGGUCAUCUCCGGCUACGUCUGAUACGAAUGAAUCCAUGGAUACGACCAGGGGGGAUGAACUACAAUGGGAGUGUUUCCAUGUCUGGGUCUGCGGUCUAAGUAGGUAUUGGAGCAAACUGGCGUGCAGGCAGACUGGGAGCCGUGUACGUAGCUAGCAAGGAACGAAUCCGAAUCAUGUUGAAAUGGGCGAGAGACAUUGAAGCUCGGAACUCCUCGUGUUGUAUUAUGCUAAAGCCGAAAUCCUUUCUGGUGUGCAAACAGCUGCCAUGUGUCCCCAUGGUCGAUGCUUUUUGGUAUGACUUUGACUUUGGCUUGGAGAGAAAUGAAAUGCCAUGUAGCUCAUGUCUAUGGGUCCAGCUCCUUCCGAC